Molecule: messenger RNA, 1589 nt
Organism: Magnolia sinica
Lineage: Eukaryota; Viridiplantae; Streptophyta; Magnoliopsida; Magnoliales; Magnoliaceae
Exons: 9
Coding region: 210-1436 (408 amino acids)
Molecular function (GO): alpha-1,3-mannosyltransferase activity; GDP-Man:Man(1)GlcNAc(2)-PP-Dol alpha-1,3-mannosyltransferase activity
Source: RefSeq, a predicted model, not a curated record
GCGACUCGCUUCUCUGCAAUUGGAGGCAGCAGCCGCUGCUCUCUCCCUCCCUGCAAUCGCAGUCUCCUCUCUCUCUGCAGCCGCGGCAGCCGCUACUCUCUCUCUCUCUGCACAACGCAACGACGAUCGAUUAAAACCCUCUGGCCUGCUCUCGCCGCACAAUUUCUUGAUUCCCAUCUUCGCCAGUUAAGAUCAUCACUGGAAAGAGAAUGGAGAAAACGGGAACCCGGAAGCUGAGGAUCGCUAUCAUUCAUCCUGAUCUUGGGAUAGGAGGAGCUGAAAGGUUAAUUGUCGAUGCUGCAGUUGAACUUUCAUCCCAUGGGCAUGACGUUCAUGUUUUCACAGCACACCAUGACCGAAAUCGAUGUUUUGAAGAGACCCUUGCUGGGCCUUUCCCGGUUACAGUAUAUGGUGAUUUCCUGCCACGGCAUAUUUUCUACCGUUUCCAUGCUGUAUGCGCAUAUCUGCGAUGCAUCUUUGUUGCUCUUUGUGUGCUACUCAUGUGGCCCACUUUCGACAUUAUACUGGUAGACCAAGUCUCUGUUGUAAUUCCCCUGGUGAAAAUAAAGAAGUCAACCAAGAUUGUUUUCUAUUGCCAUUUUCCAGAUUCAUUGCUGGCAACACGCACAACUAAGCUUAGGAGGUUGUACCGCGCACCUAUUGACCAUGUUGAAGAAACAACUACUGGGAUGGCCGAUUUGAUUCUUGUUAACAGCAGAUUUACAGCAUCUACAUUUGCAAAAACAUUCAAACGUCUUGAUGCACGAGGAAUCCGACCAUCUGUUCUUUACCCAGCCGUCAACGUGGAACAGUUCGAUGAACCUUCUGCUUAUAAGUUGAACUUUCUUUCAAUCAACCGCUUUGAAAGGAAAAAGAACAUUGAUUUAGCAAUCUCUGCUUUUGCAAUGCUCCAUGCCUUUGACGGAGACAUUCUUCAAGGUCAUAAUCUGGCUGAGGUUACAUUGACUCUUGCAGGUGGCUAUGAUAAACGUCUCAAGGAGAACGUAGAGUAUCUGGCUGAGCUGAAGAGCUUGGCGGAGAGGGAAGGAGUGUCUGAUCGAGUCCAGUUUGUCACAUCCUGUUCGACUGCAGAAAGGAAUGCAUUGCUUUCUGAAUGCAUUUGUGUUCUUUAUACGCCGAAGGACGAGCACUUCGGCAUUGUUCCACUGGAAGCAAUGGCAGCUCAGAAGCCUGUGAUUGCAUGCAAUAGUGGCGGCCCAGUGGAGACGAUCAGACACGAGGUCACGGGGUUCCUUUGUGAUCCAACUGCGCAUGAAUUCUCCCGUGCCAUGGCCCACUUCAUCAGUGACACCCAGAUGGCGGAAAGGAUGGGCAAAGAAGCACGCCGGCAUGUUUUGGAGACAUUUUCCACCCACAUAUUUGGCCAACAGUUGAAUCGUUUGGUCGUCGACGUUGCCAAUAGAAAAUUGGAUUGAAACAGGAAAUACACAUGUAUGCAGGUUCAUAUUGAUGAAUUAACUACAAUGUGAAUUGGAUAGCCUCCAGAUAUUGACUGUCCCGGGAGAAAAUUUUGGAUUGUGGGGCCCAUUUUGGCAAUGGUUGUUGGCGGUUUAGGCCUGUGGGCUUGU